AUGAAGAGCUUUUUCGUUCAUAUCUAUGUGGCGCUCAUGUUUGCUUGCGCAACAGCUUUGCCAUUACCUAUAGAAAACAGAAGAGCUUCUUCAGACUCGUUGGAUUUGAAGAAGAAAUAUGCACCAAACCCUCCUGCUACGCAUAACGUGGAUCUUGAACUUAUGUUCACGGAUCCAGAAAAUUCCAAGGUCAUGAGACACCACAUAACUAUAGAUUUAUAUGGAACCAUGGUACCCAAGACAGUAACUAAUUUCUGUCGGUAUGUUGAUAGCAUAGAGAAUCGCAUUACCUCUGGCCCUAUUGAUUCAUCGGAACGUGAUUUUGACAAAAUCCUACCGAAUGGGUCUAUAGAAUGUGAUCCUGUUCUUCCCUCUUCUACCGAAGAAACGGGGGGUUUGAUUUCUGUCUUUGAAGAGAAUCAUGACCUGCCUCAUGAUAGACCGGGCAGGGUUUCCAUGAUCGGAGAUGAUACUGGUUUCAAGUUUAUAAUCGAGACCAGCGGCACGCCUCCAGAAGGCGAAAGUAUUGUGUUUGGACAAGUAACCUCUGGACUAAAGGAUUUGAUAGACAAGCUAGCCAACGUGCAAACGAACGAAAAUGGCACGCCAGAGCAACCAAUAACGAUAGACUACAUAUCAUCCAAUGAAAACAAGUUUUUAGACCCAAAAAGGGUCCAUGAACAGUAUUUAGAGAGACUUCAUGACUAUCAAAGUGGCUCUUUGGAGAAAGGUGUCACUUUGAAGAAUUAUCUUUACUCGGAUAACCAAAGGAAAGUAGACGAUGUAAAAUAUAAUCAACUUCACCAUCCUUUGCCCAGAGUUAUGCUUGGUAUCUCGGUUCUAUUGCUUUUUUACGUUUUGGCCAAGUACAGGAAGAGGAUAUUCAGUAGAUCGUCAUCCAAAAUAAUAUCUAUAAGGGAGGAUUGA
This is a messenger RNA of Saccharomyces mikatae IFO 1815, 927 nucleotides long. It is a transcript of the gene CPR8, whose product is annotated as peptidylprolyl isomerase family protein CPR8. The record is from RefSeq and is a predicted model, not a curated record. Gene Ontology annotation, molecular function: peptidyl-prolyl cis-trans isomerase activity. Bases 1 to 927 code for a protein of 308 amino acids. The transcript has a single exon. NCBI's taxonomy places the organism in Eukaryota, Fungi, Ascomycota, Saccharomycetes, Saccharomycetales, Saccharomycetaceae. Gene Ontology annotation, cellular component: endoplasmic reticulum; fungal-type vacuole. Gene Ontology annotation, biological process: protein peptidyl-prolyl isomerization.